Messenger RNA from Choloepus didactylus (southern two-toed sloth), 2836 nucleotides. It is a transcript of the gene TADA2B, whose product is annotated as transcriptional adaptor 2B. The transcript has 2 exons. Gene Ontology annotation, molecular function: transcription coactivator activity; zinc ion binding; chromatin binding. The record is from RefSeq and is a predicted model, not a curated record. Gene Ontology annotation, biological process: regulation of transcription by RNA polymerase II; chromatin remodeling. The coding region runs from base 27 to 1289 and encodes 420 amino acids. Gene Ontology annotation, cellular component: SAGA-type complex; nucleus. Lineage: Eukaryota; Metazoa; Chordata; Mammalia; Pilosa; Megalonychidae.
CGGGCGCGGGCGGCGAGCGGGGGAAGAUGGCGGAGCUCGGUAAGAAGUACUGCGUGUAUUGCCUGGCCGAGGUGAGCCCGCUCCGCUUCCGCUGCACCGAGUGCCAGGACAUCGAGCUGUGCCCCGAGUGCUUCUCGGCGGGCGCCGAGAUCGGCCACCACCGGCGCUACCACGGCUACCAGCUGGUGGACGGCGGGCGCUUCACGCUCUGGGGGCCGGAGGCCGAGGGCGGCUGGACCAGCCGCGAGGAGCAGCUGCUGCUGGAUGCCAUCGAGCAGUUCGGCUUCGGAAACUGGGAGGACAUGGCUGCUCACGUCGGCGCUUCCCGGACGCCCCAAGAGGUGAUGGAGCACUACGUGAGCAUGUACAUCCACGGGAACCUGGGGAAGGCCUGCAUCCCUGACACGAUCCCCAACCGGGUGACAGACCACACCUGCCCCAGUGGCGGCCCCCUGUCGCCCAGCCUCACCACCCCCUUGCCUCCUCUUGACAUCUCGGUGGCAGAGCAGCAGCAGCUGGGGUACAUGCCGCUGCGGGACGACUAUGAGAUCGAGUAUGACCAGGAUGCCGAGACGCUCAUCAGCGGGCUCUCGGUCAACUAUGACGAUGACGACGUGGAGAUCGAGCUCAAGCGCGCCCACGUGGAUAUGUAUGUGAGGAAACUCAAGGAGAGACAGCGGCGAAAGAACAUCGCCCGCGACUACAACCUGGUGCCAGCCUUUCUAGGAAAAGACAAGAAGGAUAAGGAAAAAACUAUGAAACGCAAAAUCACGAAGGAAGAGAAGGAGCUGCGGUUAAAACUGAGGCCGCUCUACCAGUUCAUGUCCUGCAAGGAGUUUGAUGACUUGUUUGAAAACAUGCACAAAGAAAAAAUGCUCCGGGCAAAAAUUAGAGAAUUGCAAAGGUAUCGGCGAAAUGGGAUCACGAAAAUGGAAGAGUCUGCAGAAUACGAGGCAGCGAGGCACAAACGGGAGAAGAGGAAGGAGAACAAAAACAUAGCCGGCUCCAAGAGAGGAAAGGAGGACGGCAAAGAUGGCGAGUUUGCUGCCAUUGAAAACCUUCCCGGCUUCGAGCUCUUAUCCGACCGUGAGAAGGUGCUCUGCAGCUCUUUAAAUUUGAGCCCAGCUCGCUACGUGACCGUGAAAACCAUCAUAAUUAAAGAUCACCUCCAGAAACGACAAGGCAUCCCUUCCAAAAGCCGCCUGCCUAGUUAUUUGGACAAAGUCCUAAAGAAAAGGAUUUUAAAUUUCCUCACGGAAAGUGGGUGGAUAUCCAGGGAUGCUUCCUGAGGCCGAGGUUGCUCCGAAAGCCGGAAUAUUAAGCUAACGUGUGAGCCAAAAGGACUUGGGUGUGAGGGAGGUGGGAGGAGAAGAGCUUUUUUCCCCCGUUGUUGCUCUUUUUUAAAAAACAAAUUGAGUUCCUUCUUUUAAGACAUAAAAUUCUUUUUGUGGUCCUCUGAAAGCAGCGGUAGGAGCACUCUGACAUCGGAUCAUGGGGGAAGCAAAUGGAUGUGUUUUAGCUUAGUCCUCAGAGUCACACCUUAUGAUGAUUUGCCUUUAAGUGUUCAGUUUGGAGAAUAUUAUGAGAUUCAGUAAUUUCCUUUUAUUUUGUGAGCUUUCUUCCCUUUGGGUACAAAAACUGUUGUACUUUGGGGAAAAGGAGCAAUUUUCUACUGCUGGACCGAGAAGCCGUUGGCUUUAGCCUGAUGACACAAGCCCUUCUCGGCCAGGCUGCCCUGCAGGCUCCCCUUUGGGGCCCCGUGCUGCCAGCCAGCCGACACGGGUCCGGCACAUGGCACUUUAGAGGGAGGCAGGGCGGGGCCCAGGCUCCCCCAGGGGAGCAGGCGAAGGAAGUGAACGGAAAGAUCGGAGCAGAAGGAAGCUUUCUUGGCACCUUUAUGAGGAAGAAUCUGUUGGUUGAACACAGCAGCAGGGUUUGAUCUUGUAGUUCCUAAGCCUGAAACUACCCUCAGCCUCCUUUGCCUGCUGGUUCACCCUGGGAAAGAGCAGUGCUUCUGUGUUCGUGGGGAGGCUUCUGGGCAGGGGGUUGGCGGUAGGAACAGAAAGACUACCCUGGCUUGCCAGAAGCCCUGAGCUGGGUUUCCCGAGGGGCUGCUUCUUGCUGCUCUCUUGGAGUGCCUGUGACUUGAAGACCCAUCUGAAGUUCAAGGGUAAGAGCUAGGAGUUCUGGCAUUAGCUGCUUCCAGGAUUUUCAACACAGUUGAAAAUACCUUUUUCACAGAACAUCCGACUGCACUAGCCUGGCCCGGAGUCUCCGUGAGGUUGUUGUCCGGCGCCGUUCGGUGCCUUCCGACCUGCAGGGUGAGAGAAGUCUCACCAGCUGGAGCCAGGACAUGCACCGGUUGCUCGAGAGCAUCAGAGUGGCACUGCUGGCACUGGGCUCUGGGGUGCUGUCCUUGAAUUAGACUCACAAGUGGCUUCUUCAUUUAAAAGCUUUUUUCCUGGGGCCUCUUUUCCUGGAUGUAUACGGUACCUUCCUUCUGAAGCUUGAGGAAGUCAUUUGUCUUCAGGUUACUUAUGUUUCUCAUUUCUAGAGGACUGUGCUUUAAAGAGAAUCGGUGGCGUGGCCGCUGAGUUGAGGCCCUCCGUCCUUCUAGAAGCUUGCUUUGCCUCCUACUCCCACAGGUACCAACAGACUGCUUACCUCCCAGAAUGUUCAGGCUGGAAGUUACAUUAAAGUGAAGUUAUUUGAAAGAAAAAGGAAAAAACCUCAUUUCCAAGGAUGACUUAAUUAUGGUGCCUUUUCCUUUCUUUUUACAUCCUCCUGUUCCCUAAGGUAAAUUUCUCAGCAUUAAAUAAAACACAUUUUAAAUAUA